GGGGAGCCCCCGGGCCGGCGCCGCCCGCUGAGCCGCAGCCACCUUCCGGCGGACCCUCGGGACUCUGCGCCCCGCGCCGCAGAUUAACCAAAGGCAAGAGAGGCUACUCUGUCCGCGUUCUGUGUGCCACUCUCCGCGAGACCCCACGACAGACCCCAGGCCCACGUCCCCUGCACUCCCAGACCCCUGCCCAGCCCCAGACAUCGCUCUGGGGUCUGCCUGAGGCCUGCAGUGUGAAGAUGCCCAGCACCUUCCUAGCAUGACGACCCUGGACCAUGUGAUCGCCACCCACCAGUCCGAGUGGGUCUCCUUCAAUGAGGAGCCACUCUUUCCCAUCCCUUCUGAGGGGGGCCCCAAAGAGCAAGUCCCAGGAGCCUCCUCUUCCUCAGACCAGUCCGAGAGCUCCUCCGGGGAGCACCAUGUCUUGGAUGGAGGCUCUCAGGACCUUUCCCACUCAGAGCACGAUGACUCUUCCGAAAAGCUGGGCCUCAUCUCUGAAGCGGCCUCGCCUCCUGGGAGCCCCGAGCGGCGCCCACCUGACCUGGUCUCGGCCAUCAGCAGCUGGGUUCAGUUUGAAGAUGAUGCACCCUGGGCCAGCUCAUCACCACCUCCUAAAGAAGCAGGGGGGACAGCCACGUCACUGACCAUGCCCUGCUGGACCUGCCCUUCCUUCGACUCCCUGAGGAGAUGCCCCCUGCCCUCCGAGAGCAGCUGGACCACACGUUCUGAAGACACCAGCAGUCCUAGUUUUGGCCCCUCAUACACAGACCUGCAGCUCGUCAGUGCUGGGGAGCAGAGUGGCCUGGCUUCCGGGGCCGACUCGACAGACAAUUCCUCUUCUCUGCAGGAGGAUGAAGAGGUAGAGAUGGAGGCCAUCAGCUGGCAAGCCGGCAGCCCGGCCGUGAACGGACACCCCGCCACACCAGUGACCUCUGCGCGUUUCCCCAGCUGGGUCACUUUUGAUGACAAUGAAGUCAGCAGCCCUUUGUCCCCCAUCACGUCUCCCCUGAAGCCAGAAACACCGCCUCUUGCCUCUGUGACCCCAGAUGGACCUUACAACUCAGCAGGGUCAUUUAAGAAGCGGGAGCGGCCCAAGAGCACUUUGAUGAACUUCUCCAAAGUUCAGAAGCUAGACGUGUCCUCCGUGAGCCAUCCGCCUGCCGUGCCCGAGGCUCCGCCUUGGAGGGCCACCAAUCCUUUUCUGAAUGAGACGCUGCAGGAUGUACAGCCAUCCCCCAUCAACCCUUUCCGGGCUUUCUUUGAGGAGCAGGAGAGGCGAGCCCAGAACAGUUCUGUGUCCGGUACCCCAGGCAAGAGCCAGAGGGAUUCCCUCAUUGUCGUCUACCGGGACGCCAUCAGUUUUGAUGACUCAAGCCGCAGCCAGUCACGCUCGGAUGCUGUGGAAAAACUCAAGCGGCUCCAAAUCGAGGAUUCCGAUCACGUCGGGGGUGCGACGCUCCCUGAUGAUGACCCGACCGCCUGGACUGAACUGGAUGAGGACCCAGCCGGCUCCGAGCAGUCCCCGCCCAGAGAUGGGUGGCCCAUGAUGCUUAGGAUCCCCGAGAAGAAGAACAUCAUGUCCUCCAGGCACUGGGGACCCAUCUACGUCAAACUGACGGCCGGUGGUUACCUGCAGCUCUAUUAUGAGCAGGGCCUGGAGAGGCCAUUCCGUGAGUUCAAGCUGGAGAUGUGCCAUGAGAUUUCCGAACCCCGGCUCCAAAACUACGAUGAGAACGGGAGGAUCCACAGCUUGCGGAUAGACCGCGUCACCUACAAGGAGAAGAAGAAGUACCAGCCUAAGCCCGCCGUGGCCCACUCGGCCGAGAGGGAGCAAGUCAUCAAGCUGGGCACCACCAACUACGAGGACUUCCUGAGCUUCAUCCGGGCGGUUCAGGACCGCCUCAUGGAGCUGCCCGUGUUGUCCAUGGAGCUGAGCACGGUCGGCCUGAACUACUUGGAAGAGGAGAUGACGGUGGACGUCCAGGACGAGUUCUCUGGCCUGGUGAGCAAGGGGGACAACCAGAUCCUCCAGCACCGCGUCCUGACACGGGUCCACGUGCUGAGCUUCCUCUCGGGCCUGGCCGAGUGCCGGCUGGGUCUCAACGACGUCCUGGUCAAAGGGAACGAGGUGGUGUCCCGCCAGGACAUCGUGCCCACCACCACCACCAAGUGGAUCCGGCUCCACGAGUGCCGCUUUCACGGCUGCGUGGAUGAGGACGUGUUCCGCAGCUCGCGCGUCAUCCUCUUCAACCCUCUGGACGCCUGCCGCUUCGAGCUCAUGCGGUUCCGGACGGUGUUCGCCGAGAAGACCCUGCCCUUCACGCUCAGGACGGCGGCGAGCAUCCACGGGGCGGAGGUGGAGGUGCAGAGCUGGCUGAGGAUGUCGGCGGGCUUCUCCUCCAACUGGGACCCCCUCACCCAGGUCCCCUGCGAGAAUGUGAUGGUCCGCUACCCCGUGCCCAGCGAGUGGGUGAAAAACUUCCGCAGGGAAAGCGUCCUGGGGGAGAAGUCUCUGAAAGCCAAAGUGAACCGGGGGGCAAGUUUUGGCUCAGCCAGCAUCUCUGGCUCUGAGCCGGUCAUGAGAGUCACCCUGGGGACUGCCAAGUACGAGCAUGCCUUCAAUGCCAUCGUGUGGAGGAUAAACCGACUGCCUGACAAAAACUCAGCUUCUGGUCACCCACACUGUUUCUUCUGCCACCUUGAACUUGGCUCGGACCGGGAAGUGCCUUCCAGAUUUGCCAAUCACGUGAACGUCGAGUUCAGCAUGCCUACAACGUCUGCCUCCAAAGCUGCUGUGAGAUCCAUCUCGGUGGAAGACAAGACGGAUGUCAGGAAGUGGGUCAAUUAUUCCGCACACUACAGCUACAAGGUGGAAAUUGAGCAAAAGAAGAGUUUGAAGCUGGACUUGGAAGGAGACGACUUGGAAAAUCCCAAGGAGUGUGGGGUCCAGUGAUGAGGCUGUCUUGCAGGGGGUUCCUGACCCCAGCAGCACCAUAGGAUGUCUUCCUGAAUAGCUGAAAUUCAAGUCAGUACCUAGCACGGCUCCUCCCUGCGGGGAACAGUGUAUGGACCCUCCUGUUUGUAGUUACCUGUAUUCUAACAGGGAACCCUAAGGUGGCUGCCUGGGAGAGGCUCUGACUAUGCUUGAGGCACACGGGUCACCUGGCCUGUGGAGCUUACGGUAUAAUUAAGCCUCCCUCCACUCUCGCUUAUCUCAAGGCUCUUGGGUAUGGCUUGUUGCAACUGAUAAUAGUCAGGAAAAGAAAUCCACCCCCCCAUCAGUGUUGGCGUGAUUUCUUCCUGAUGUUCAUCUGUCAAUCAAUUUCUGGAAAACAGUUUCUUGAGAAGUUAAUUAACCAAGACUCCACCUCCAUCACUCUCUCUAGAGAAAAAAUGACAAAAGGUACAAAACCAAUUUCUUCUCUGGGUCUGCUAGACCUUUCUUAGGUGUCUCCAUGCUUCAAAUGUUAGCACUAUGCAAGAAGGAAGUUUCUGAAAUGUUUUCUUCCAGGUUCGAGAUUGAAACACUUUUUCCAUCUUUCUAAAGUGUCAGUCCCAGGGUUCACCAUCCUGAGUCACAAUAGACAAUGGGGAAAAAGGCACAAUAGGAUGCUUUUAAAUUCUGUAAUUAGCCCUGUAUUCUGGAAAGAGUGGCUGUUGAACGGAAAGCAAAAUUGAGCUAUUUUUCUUCGUUCUGGGGAAAAGGAAUAUUCAUUUUGAGAUAAUAUUCAUUUCAGGAGACAGCUUCAAUCUCAGUGAUUUUCUAAAUUCACACUGAAAAAUAGAUGCCAUUUCUGACUCCUGAAAUAAAUGGAUACAUAUAUCUCAGGCAUUUGUCAAGGGCAUUUUGGGAACUCCAUUUUAUACCUCAUAGCCAGUAGACACCUUCGUGUCUCUAACUCAGACUUUAUAGGAAAUGUAAUUUGAAAAGAUCAUUUUAAAAGUUGUUUCAAAAUUAAGCUUGUAUGAGCUUUUCCUAAAAAUUCACAGUUUGAUAAUCACAGUAUUCUAAUAGAUCUGAAAGGCAGAAAACUCUAGGGUAGAGAUAGGGGAAAGCCAUAUUUUUCUAAUGUUGGGAACCUUAAAUCCUGAUUCCAAGAAUCUAGGACACUCAAUAUUCUUUCUCUUCAUCUGCUCCUGCUCAUAUUCUGUACCUCCACAUCCCAGAGGGAAUGCUAGGAUCAACAAUUUAAAGGCAGUUUUUAUUUGCCUUCUUAGUUCUCUGAUGAAGAAGAGAGUAAGGGGGGCAGAAAGUAUGCCUAUCAGAUUUAUAGAUGACCCAGAAGUAGACAUAUAUAUCUAGUCUGUUGACUAGUAGAUUCAGGAUUAAUUCAUCCCAUGAAUAUUCACUGAAUUCUAACUAUGUACUGACAUUAGGAUACAGAAAUCAUUGUAAUUUUUGAAAUAUGUGAACAUAAGACUGAAACUAAAAGGAUAAAAUUGAACAGGCAUUAACAAGAGACUCCCACACUCUGAGUUUCUUAAAUGCAACCUUCUGAGUAUAGACGAGGGCGCCUAUGUGUGUACGGAUGUGUGUGUUAAUGGGAAAGGUGUUAGAAAGUCCUGGUUUCACAGCAGUUUUUGUAGAAAUGUUUUCUUAGGGAAAUGUGAGUUCAGUUUUGAGUCAGGGGUAUAUCAUGGCUAAACUAACACAUUCAGCCUGUGGUGACAGAAAUCUAGGGAGCCCUGCACGCGACACAGCUCAGGCCUCAUCUGGUGGAGGACUGGGUUCAGUUCUGGAAACCACAUUUUAAGAGAGACAUUAAUAAAUUAUUGCAUCCAGGGCCAGGUGGCCAGGAUCGUGAAGAGUCUGAUUAUACGUGGAAUCAGGCAAUAGUUCCCCUGAAGAACAGACGGUAUAGCUGCAAAUGGAAAAAGAGGGGAUGAUAUAAUAGCUGCCUUGAAAUCUCCAUUGAACUAUAAAAGGGGAGAGGAACUGGGCUUUUCCUGUGUUGCUUCAAAGGGCAAAAAGAGGAGCUUUAUAGAUGACAGAUGCUUGCUUCAACACAAGAAAGAACUUUGCAAUAAGAGUUAUUCUAAAGAGGAAUGGACUCAAGUAGUAGAAUUUCCAGUUGCUAUAGACACCCAAACAAAAGCUAAAAUAUCCCAUCGCUCCUAAAUGCCAUGAAAGGGACUCUAAGAUUGGAUGUAGGCAAGAUUCUUACCAAGAUACCUUCUACACAGACGUUUAGUUUCAAUAGUAAUGGGACUCUAACUCUAGUUGUUUUUAGUUUCUAAGUAGCUUUUCAUGCUCUUUGAAAUAUGGUGGGUUCCUCUAGAGGUCUUUGUCAAGUGGGGGGACUCCAAGGCAUAGUCCUUCCCUUGUUGUGCUAAAAGCUCAUGAGGAUUUCUCAUAGACGUGUUGAGAUGGGUGGAAGAGUUGCCAAGGUCAAGCAUAUUCCAGCACCUUCUUUAGCCAAGGUUAGAGCCCAUGCACCCUCACAAGAGCUCUGCUUCACCUGCUAGCAUCACAUAUGUAUUGGUGGUUGGACCCUUUUUUCCUGUUGGUUAAUUCUCAUUGCCUUUGUGCUUUACCUGGAUAUAAAUAUUUUUUUUAAACCAAGGGUUGGAAAACUUCCUUCCACGCUAUCUGCAUUCAGCAAUCAAAUUAUCAUUCAUUUUAAAAAACUUAACACCUUGAUUUCAUCAGAUUUGUUUUCACUCUACUGUUUUUUAGAAACUGUUUAUGGGUAGCAUUUAGGGAAUUGCAAAAUGUAAGACUACUUAUUUUUAGAUGUAGUUUCUAUGUAGUUUUGUUAAUAACCUACAUAGAAAACACAGUUGGACAAAUACCUUUUUGAUAUGCAGAUUCUAAGUUUGCCACCCUGGACUUCUAUUUUGUGUGUCUAUAGACACACAAAUAUUUCUUUUCUAUGUUGUCAAUAAUGUGAAAAUACUAGAAGUGAAUUCAUUUUACCAGUACACAGUCUGUUGCUAUUAGAACAUAAAUUAGAUGUCCCUUGAUAUCAAGAGCUAUGCUUUUUUUUUGAGGCUGGUGACUUGCUUUAUGACUUCAUAGUAAAGGAAGAUAAGAAAUGCUCUCAUUGUGAUAUGUCAGACAAGAGAAUAUGAGGUGCUUUGGGGGGAAAACCCCCUUUGCCACUCUUACUCUUGGGAAUAUAGUACUAGUUACGUCUUCUCAAAAUUUUGUAUUUCACUUAAAUAUAAUCUGGACAGAUUUUUUCUUUUUUUUUUUUUCUAUUUUGUCCUCUGCCCCCCACCUGCCCUGACCGUCCUGCAUUAUUGUCAGGGUUCAUAACCCCUGAGAACAUUAUUUUGGGGGGCACUGCAUGGCUUGCAGAAUCUUAGUUCCCUGACCAGGGAUUAAACCUGGGUCACCACAUUGAAAGCUCUGAGUUAUAACCACUGGACUGCCAGGGAAUUCCUGAGAACGUUGUUUAAUGUAAAAUAUUUCUUAUUUGAAAUGAGAGUAAUUUCUUUUCAGAUCUUAACAGAUGAGGGCAGGAGCUUCAAAGUGUUAGCCGCUCAUUCGUGUCUGACUCUUUGCAACCCCUGGACUGUAGCCCGCCGUACUCCUCUGUCCAUGUCCUAGAUUCUCCAGGCAAGAAUAUACUGGAGUGGGUCCCUAGAAAUUCACAUUCCCAAGAAAUGUGACUCAUGGAAGCAAGAAAUAUAUCAUUCUUUCUUUCUACUAUCUAGCACCAAACUUGGAAUGUAAUAAAUUUCACCUACCUUAAAUCCAUGCCUACAAGACAAAUAUAUUCAUGUAAUAAAGAAAAAUUAUUAGGUAUUCAGUAAAUGUUUGCUGAAUGAAUACUGACCCUGAGACUCCAAGACUGCCUAACCCUUCCUUAUCAUCAGACACUUCACCUUAAAGCGUACAAGCAUGCUUUCAUUUCCUGGAGCACUUAAGUCAUUUCUUUUCUUGCCCCCACUGUCAACUAAUAACUGUCAGCACUUAAGCACUUAAUGUGCAGCUGAACUUAAACUACAGUGAACCUUAUUCAUGUUGAAAAACAUUUUUAUGCCCAAAGAUAACAGCAGCAUAGAUGCUGUCAACAGUCUGGAUUACUGAUUCAGUUUUGUUCUUGCAAGUCAGAGAGCUCUGUGAGCCUGAGCCUUGUCUAUUCGAAUGGUCAGUGGGAGAAGGAAGCAUUUACUAGAAUCAUGGGCAGUCUUGGUGUGCGAGGUCUUUUUGUUUUCCCUAACAGUAACCACUCACCAGUGUCACUGUGUAUUUAUUUUGUAUCAUAGUAAGGAAGCCUGAGAUAGUAAGCUGAAACUUUUGAAGUAACAUCAGGAUUUCAGAACUGCUUUAAAUCUCUUAGGUGUUGUGGUGGUGGGAAAACAGAAUGAUCUGAAAUUUUCCCUCCAACUCUUGAACAUAUUAAGUUGAUGUGAAUAGGAAGUGCUGCCAUCUAGCCUACUUUUUAAAAUUUUCUCAGUUGGCAAUGGUAACUAACUAUUCUAUGAAUGAUGAUUGUAAGUUAAUUCUGACAUAUCUAGAGUUUAGGUCAUGUUAAAAAUGCAACAGGAACUUCAAACAAAACUGGCCAAAAAACUAAAUCCACAAAAAAUAUCAUCCAAUAAAGGAAUUAUCUCUUAACAUUUCACUACAGGUGUCAUCCGAACCAUGACAGCUCUUAUGAAAUUAGUCAUAGCAUUCUCACCAACUUCUAAACGUGCUUUCUAAACAUUACCAAUCUUUAAGUGCCAAUUCCCUACAAGUCACCAUUUCUUCAUUUCUUAAUUAUGUUCUUUGUAAAUGAAAGUUGCUUUCGAUAUUGUGACUCAUAUUUAUGUAUUUAAGGAAUUAAAAGUGAAAGAGAUGUAUAAGGCAGUCAACAAUGUAGAAAAUAAAUGUGUGUAUCAGUAGUAUUCUCCCAUGUAUUCACUAAACCAGGAAAAUGGAAUUUUUACAUUUCUACUACUGUGCCUUAGCAAGUCUGGUUAAGAGUCUAGUUCUUUAAACAACUGGAAAAAAAAAAAGUAUCUCUGAAUUUGUAAUAUUCCAGGCCUGUAAAGGCAGAAAAUAUCCAUAGUAAUGUGUUUGGUAGUGCCUGGAGAGAGGCAAAUAAUAAUUGCAUUUAAUGAAAGGUUAUAAAAGAACAGAAUCAAAAAAUAUAAAUUACAGAGAAAUGACAAAUAGAGCAUUGGACACCAAACCUCAAAAUACGUGAACGAGAGGUCAUCCCUUAAAUGUCAGGAGCUCCAGGAAUACCAGGUUUGCCUGGCAGGGAUAAACAGUGGAGUUAGUUGAGUUCAACAAGUAUUUGGUCAAGGUGCUGUCCCAGCAGCCAGUUCCCUAACGGGAGCUGAGGAAACACAAGGACACUGUGGACUGCUGAUGGAAAGAGAACCGGGGUUUCUAGGAAUCUUUAAAGGACACAGUCAUAGAGACAAUCAUCAUGGUCAGUCACUGGCUAUUUUUCCAAUUGGGUUUCAGAAACCUCAGCUAAAAAAGUGAAGACGCUGGACUAGUUGUUCCUUCAGGUCCUUUCAGCUCCACUUGCAUAGGCUAUGCUCUGGUGCCAAUGUUAGUCAUGCUCCAUGUCAGUAGGACUCUUCAUCCAGUCUUGGGAAGCAAGAAGUUAAGAUUUGAAUACUGGGGAAAGCAGCUGGCCCAUCUUUCCCCUGUUUGUGUCUCUUUCGUUUACCAUCUGCCCCAAAGACCCUGCAACCCUCUGUUUAGUAGCUGCCUUCAAAACACAGAGAAACAUGGUGGGUCGCGAUCUCAUUGGCACCCUGCUCUGGAAGUUCCCCUAGCAUCGUCCAGCAUAAUGGUGGUGUGAGGGUGAAGAGGACUUCAUGGGAUUUGGGUGCUACCCAAAACAGAAGUGUAGGUCUCACCCUCCAUGAUACGAAGGGGCCAUGGCUGACCAACAGUUUAUAAAUAUGUCCUUUUAUAUAAAAGACUGAGGAAAUCGAAGGAAGAAAAAACAGGAAAGAUUCUGGGAAUAUCUGUCACAUAGUUAUGGCAAAACCAGACUAGAGAAAAGGCAAGUCCUCCCUAUCGGAUCUUUUAGUAAUAGGAAAAUGUAACUAUUAAUUUUUAAAAACACACACACAAGCUACAGAGUAGCAUCUCCUUUGUGGUAUGUGUUAGUAUGAUUUUGUUUCUAGUACUAAGAAUCAGUCAAAUGUAGUGGCUUGAUUCCAGCCAGCCAGAGAAAGAAAUUCCAGCCUCCUCUCCUGGUCCCAUCUUCUGCCUGAGAUCAAGCCCUCAGCGCUGGCUGUGGACUCCCUCUAGCCACACUGUGACUGAAGCCUUAAGCACCGUGGUCUUGCCUCCCUGUGCUUCAGGAUCAGUGCCCCCCAUGUGGUUUCCAAGGGGAGCAGUUCUGGAGAAGCAGAUGUCCACUCAGAUCCUGACAGCAACCAACUGGACCACAGCGUCUAAGGGUUUUGAAGUACUGGGGUAGCAGAGGGAAGAAUUUGAACAGCUCUCACUCUGAGUCAGCAUUUGUUUAACCUUUGUGUCAGCCUGCCAACAGAACCUAGAGAAAGUUUACCAUAUUCAGGAAAUGAAACAACCAGUGUUUUAAGCCUGGAAGUGAUAAAAAAGCACCCCCUCCUCACUCUCCACUUGUGAUGCUCAUCGUGAAUUUCAAUAUGUCAGGAUGGAGGGACCCAGGAUCCCAGUGAAUGAUUCAGCUGGUCCAAGACUUGGGUUUUCCUUUCUUCAUCAUCCAUCCUCAUUCAGUGUUGUGAUUUAUUUUAUGUAAAAAGUUUACUUAAAAAAAUAUGUGCCUCUGUAAUAAAGUCUACACACUGGCUAACUCUGUAGAGGUGAGGUUUUGUUUUCAGCUGUUCCGCUGAUUAUCACCUGUAACCCCCUUUUUGAGCUAUGAAAAAGACCUAUUAAUAAAAACUUUUAAACAAAA
Dama dama (fallow deer) is the source of this 9845-nucleotide messenger RNA. It is a transcript of the gene STON2, whose product is annotated as stonin 2. Bases 260 to 2953 code for a protein of 897 amino acids. Lineage: Eukaryota; Metazoa; Chordata; Mammalia; Artiodactyla; Cervidae. Gene Ontology annotation, biological process: clathrin-dependent endocytosis; synaptic vesicle endocytosis; regulation of endocytosis. Gene Ontology annotation, molecular function: clathrin-cargo adaptor activity. The record is from RefSeq and is a predicted model, not a curated record. Gene Ontology annotation, cellular component: synaptic vesicle; AP-2 adaptor complex. The transcript has 7 exons.